AUGCACUUCUCAGCCCUAUCUCUUGGUCUCAUGUUCCUCCUCGCUGCCGCCCACGCGCAUCCCAGCAGCCCCGUGGGCGCAACCCGAUUCGCAAAACGGCAAGGGAAGGACCUCGGAAACAGCGCCUGCGUGGGCGCCUGCGUUAAAGCCCCAGAGACUUUGGACUGUGGAAAAAAUAUACAGUUCCGCCCCCACCAGGGAUGCUACAUUUGCUGCUACUCGGAUGCAAGGGAAGGCGGCGUGCCGGUCACCACGGCGGAUCGUGGUGCUGGGCGGUUCUAA
Molecule: messenger RNA, 282 nt
Organism: Aspergillus puulaauensis
Lineage: Eukaryota; Fungi; Ascomycota; Eurotiomycetes; Eurotiales; Aspergillaceae
Exons: 2
Coding region: 1-282 (93 amino acids)
Source: RefSeq, a predicted model, not a curated record